GAAAUCCACCCGGCCCCCAAGCCCGACUUGGCUGCCAUCCCAGCCCACGACCUGCAGGCGCAGGCCUUGGCCAAACUGCGUCUGAAUUCACGCAAUUCCUUCCUCUUCGUGCCCCGCCGGGAGGGCGGCCCAGCUCUGCCCCCAGCCCAGAGCGCGAGCCCAGGGCUGCCGCCCCCAUCCUUGGAGGGGAAGGCACCGAAGGAGCCCCCGAGGGCUUCCGCCCCGGAGCAGGAAGGGUCUGUCGCUUCCCCGCCGGCGCCUCUGGAUCCAUUGGUACCUGUGACUUACAUCGAUGACAUUGUGGAGCAGGACAGCGGGGAGCUUUCUCCCAGGGCUCUGCGAGGACGGGGAGCUUGGCGGAUCAGCCUGGAGGAGCUGAGGGGAGGCAGCACCUUCACUGUCGUGCCCAAAAGGAAGCCCGUUCCCUCGGGGCUGCAGACUCUUAUUGAUGCCAGUGGAAGGCCGCAGCGGGAGGAAGAGGAGGAGGAGGAGGAGAGCAAAGGAAAAGGCAAAGUCGUGGAGAAUGCUGACGGGCCCCAAGUGGGCAUGGCCCAUAAGAAGCGCUACCCCACGGUGAAUGAGAUCGAAGUGAUUGGGGGGUACCUGUCUCUGGAGAGGUCCUGCAUGAGCAAGACGGGCUCCCGCCGCAAGAAGAUGAAGAUCUCUUUCAAUGAGACAAGUUUGCAGACUAUGUUUGAGUACCCGUCAGAGAGCUCACUGGCCGAGGAGGAGGAAGAGGAAGGACAUGCUUCUGAAACAGAGGAGGACAAAUCUUGCACCUUUUACGUUCCACGCCCAAAUAGCACCUUCCAUCCCAAUACACCGAACUCAGAUUUAUCCAGCUACACCCCAAAGCACUCCGUAAAGUUCAGCGAGUGGCAGGAGCAGAAGUAUGAGGAGAUGCCUGCUGCAGAGGGACCCCUCCCAAAGGAAGCUGAUUCCCAUGGGAACCAAGUCAUGCUCACCCCAGCAGAGAAGGCUGGACUCUCAGAUUUCAGCAGCGAGCCUGCUCUGUAUUUUUGA
This is a messenger RNA of Cariama cristata (Red-legged seriema), 1023 nucleotides long. RefSeq names its product taperin-like. The annotation marks the transcript as partial. The record is from RefSeq and is a predicted model, not a curated record. Lineage: Eukaryota; Metazoa; Chordata; Aves; Cariamiformes; Cariamidae. Gene Ontology annotation, molecular function: phosphatase binding. The transcript is spliced from 5 exons.